Molecule: messenger RNA, 1008 nt
Organism: Boeremia exigua
Lineage: Eukaryota; Fungi; Ascomycota; Dothideomycetes; Pleosporales; Didymellaceae
Exons: 2
Coding region: 1-1008 (335 amino acids)
Molecular function (GO): protein binding
Source: RefSeq, a predicted model, not a curated record
AUGCACCCAGAAAACCCCUUCUAUGAGAUCCGCGCUCUCCCCGGCAAAGGCUACGGGUGCAUCGCGCUUGCCGACAUCCCGCGCGGAACGCGAAUCCUCAGCGACACCGCGCUCCUCAGCGUCCCCGUCGCAGCCUACCUCCAAAGCGACAUCGUCAAAAUAUUCGACGCGCUCCCGCCCGCGUCCCAAGUCCUCUACUACACCCUACACUCUGCGCAUGGCCAGCCGCUCUCCGCCUGGCCCACGCAAAUCCACUCCAGCGUACCGGUGCUCGAGCGCCGGCGCAUCAUCGAGCAGCACGGCGCGCGCACCGGCACGGAGCCCACGCACAUCUCGAUCUUCCAGACCAACUGCAUGGAGAUGGGCGCCGGGGCGGGCGUGUUCGUGCACGCCGCACGCUUCAAUCAUAGCUGUGUCCCCAACGCGUGUUUCUCGUGGAACAGCGAUACGCAGCGCGAGAACAUCCAUACCAUGCGCGACAUCAAGGCCGGCGAGGAGGUGCUUAUUAGUUAUGUGGAUGGGGAGCAUGAUAAGCGGCUGCGCGCGUGGGAGCUGCGGCAUUAUGGGUUUGUAUGUGGGUGUGAGGCGUGUGGGGAUGAGGAGGAUGUGAGUACUGCACUUCAGGACAUCCCCGCGUACAAGAGCGCGCAGCGGCGCUGGCAGAUCCAGGAGCUCGAGCGCGAGACGCGGUUCCUCCGGGGCUCGAGACUGGCGGACGGCGCGAAGGAGCCCGAGUUUGCGAAUAAGCUGCUUAAGAUGGCGGUGCUGUUGCAGGAGGAGGGCGCGUGGGAUGCGCGGCUUGCGGGGGUGUUUCUGGACAUCGCGCUGGUGUGCGAGGUGGGUCGUGACUACAAGAUGGGGGUUGCGGCGGGCGAGAAGGCGCUGCUGGUCAAGAGGGAUUGCCAAGGCAUCGACUUCCCGGAUUACAAGAAGUAUGCGGAGGCUGUGGAGAGGAUCAAGGCGAGUAGGAGGCGUGAGGUGGGCGAGACGGAGAACUGGAAGGCCUAG